Messenger RNA from Aphanomyces astaci, 624 nucleotides. RefSeq lists its product as hypothetical. The transcript has 2 exons. The record is from RefSeq and is a predicted model, not a curated record. The coding region runs from base 1 to 624 and encodes 207 amino acids. Lineage: Eukaryota; Oomycota; Saprolegniomycetes; Saprolegniales; Verrucalvaceae. Gene Ontology annotation, molecular function: zinc ion binding; nucleic acid binding.
AUGCCUGCGAUCAAGAUGUUGACGGAGGGCAACCAAGUGUACGCGCUACCUCGAGCUCAAGGCAACAACCAAGCCACUGUCCGUGUCAUCCUGGAAUUAGAGUACAAGGCCGCCGUUCGAUCCAGCACUCUUACCAACCCCAGGAGUGGCAACAACGACGAAUGCGCACUGACCGCGCGGGAACAACCCGAGAAGAAGAGUGAAUGCAACUGGUGUGGCAACAUCGGUCACUGGGAAUCGGAAUGCCGAAAAAAAGCUGCCGGCAAGCCGAAGUUCAAAAAGAACACGAAGCACUUACACAAUAGAAGUCAAGGCCGCCACCAAGGCCAUCAAGAAACGGCUUACCAUACACAAGACGAUGAUGUGUGGACGUCCACGACCUUCGAUGUGGAAGACUCCGACGAUGCUCAACAAGGCGAGGUUGUCUUCCACACCAUCGACUUCCAAGACCAAGUCCUCGUGGACUCUAGCGCGUCGUCCCACAUGACGGGAGAUGCCACGAACCUGACCGACAUGGGUAUGAUGCCCGUAACCACCAGUGAAGGGGCAACGCUUGUCAUGCACGACGUGCUCCUCAUCGAAAACAUGUCCAUUGCUAUCCGUUACGGCCAUGAUGAGAGCUAA